AGAAGGAUAGCAUUUCCCAUCCGGAAUGAUAGGAGGGAGGGAGAAAGGGAGGUGUGUUGGGGGUUUGGGCAGUCAGAUUCUGGUUUGGUGAGUUUUAGGAGACGGCAGUGUGUACACCAUACACAGAUCAAGAGAGGGAGAGAGAGAGAGAGAGAGAGAGAGAGAGAGACAGAGACAGAGAGACGGACAGACGGAGUGGAAGAUAAAGAGAGGUUCUCUGACAUGAAAAGAGACGGAAGCAAGGACUAAGUACCUGAACACGAGUUAAAGUGUUUGGAAAGUUUAAGUGACGGACAGCGAAGCUCCAGCAGCAGCAGCAGCAGCAGCUUCACUUACCAUCAUGCAACCCUGACUUGGAUGACGCGUCAGCUAUGGUGUGCUAAAGGAGGCACCCUGAUAGCGAACGAGAGGCCGGAGAGAACCUGACAGACAAGCGCAAAGGAGGAGAGGAAGAGGAAGGAAAGAUGAGAAAGUGACAGGCUGGAUCGUUGCUUUUGAACGGUAGCAGAACAACCUACAGCGACUACACGUCCCAUCAUCCUACAGGCCCCAGAUCUGAUUGGAGGGUUUUGUCAGAAUGACAGCCGAAGAUCCUGCUUCCUCCUUGACCAUGAGCAAUAACUCUGCCCCCUCCAAGCCUUCAAAACCCUCCAAACCCUCCUCUGGUGCCUCCCAUCACUCUCUCCAUGGACAGAUCAACAUCCCUGAGGGUGUUGCAGGUGCUCCCAAUGAGGCUGCACUGGUGGCCCUGAUGGAGCGCACUGGCUACAGUAUGGUCCAAGAAAAUGGUCAGCGUAAAUAUGGCCCUCCUCCUGGCUGGAGUGCUCCAUCUCCUCCACGGGGAUGUGAAAUCUUUGUGGGCAAAAUCCCGCGGGACGUUUAUGAGGAUGAGCUUGUCCCGGUGUUUGAGUCCGUAGGACGUAUCUAUGAGAUGCGGCUGAUGAUGGACUUUGAUGGGAAGAACCGAGGGUAUGCAUUUGUGAUGUACACAGAGAAACAUGAGGCCAAACGUGCUGUGCGGGAGCUCAACAACUAUGAGGUGCGGCCCGGGCGGCUACUGGGGGUCUGCUCCUCUGUGGACAACUGCCGUCUUUUCAUUGGUGGCAUCCCCAAGACCAAAAAGCGUGAGGAGAUUCUGGAGGAAGUUUCUAAGGUGACGGAAGGUGUACUGGAUGUGAUAGUUUAUGCCAGCGCUGCAGACAAGAUGAAGAACCGUGGCUUUGCCUUUGUAGAGUAUGAGUCACAUCGUGCGGCCGCCAUGGCUCGCAGGAAGCUGAUGCCUGGACGUAUUCAGCUGUGGGGUCACCAGAUCGCAGUGGACUGGGCUGAACCAGAGAUUGAUGUGGACGAAGACGUGAUGGAGACAGUGAAGAUCCUCUACGUCAGGAAUCUAAUGAUGGAGACCAGUGAGGAGACUAUUAGACAGGUAUUCAGCCAGUGGAACCCUGGAUGUGUUGAGCGCGUGAAGAAAAUCCGUGACUAUGCCUUUGUCCACUUUACCUCCCGGGAUGAUGCCGUCCUGGCCAUGGACCACCUCAAUGGGACAGAGGUGGAAGGGUCCUGUAUCGAGGUGACGCUCGCUAAGCCAGUUGACAAAGAGCAAUACUCACGUCAGAAGGCCUCUAAGGGUGGAGCUGCUGCCACUCCAGAGGCUACUCAGCAGAACUACGUAUACCAGUGUGAUCCCUACACAUUGGCUUACUAUGGUUAUCCCUACAACACCCUCAUUGGACCCAACAGGGACUACUUCGUCAAAGGAUCCCCAAUGAUACAGAACAAUGCAGGUACUGUGCGAGGUCGUGGUCGUGCUGCUGCAGGUAACCGUACCCCUGGGCCAAGGGGGUCAUACCUGGGGGGUUACUCUGCCGGUCGUGGCAUCUACAGCCGCUACCAUGAGGGCAAGACCAAGCAGCCCGAAAAGUCCUAUGAGCUGAUGCCCAGUCUGGAGCUCGCUGCCUCUGUCAACCCAGUUGGCAUCAAACCUGGCACAAUGGCAUUGCCGACUCUGAGUGGGCAGUACCCGGUGUUCAGUGCGGCUCCUGCAGCCAAGCUAAUGGAAGAGGGGAAGGUGCACACGGUGGAGCACCUUAUCAACCCUCUGGCCAUGCAACACCCCGAACACGCCUCCGCUACUGCUGCUGCUGCUGCUGCUACCGUCCUACCUGCGGUCUCUACCCCCCCACCUUUCCAGGGGCGUCCAAUCACUCCUGUUUAUGCCAUGGCCCACAAUGUACAGCGUAUCCCAGCAGCUGGUGGCCUGUAUGGAGCUGGAUACGUUCCCAUCACUAACUAUGCUGCCAACACAGCAGCUCUAGCUGCUCUGCAGAAGAAUGCAGCGGUGGCAGCUGCAGCAUAUGGUGGCUACACCGGCUAUGCUGUGCCGCAGGCCUUCCCCGCCACGGCCUUCCAGCUGCCCAUCCACGAUGUCUAUCAGACAUACUGAAAAAAGAAAACGACAAAAAAGUUAUCCUGCCUGUGACUGAACGACCACCGCAACAUCUCAAAAGUGUCUGUCUCUAAAGGAAUGCCCUUUGAAGCAAAUGUUCAGAACACAGACAGUGACAAAAUGACAAUCUGACAUCUCAUAUGUGUCCCGCCUUCUGGACCCAGUAUAUCCAGGACCCAAGGCAGCCAUAGGACAGGCUUAAUUAUGCAGCAUCACUGUUCUCUGCUGAAUAGUAUAACACAAGUAGAAGACAGUGCAGUCACUGAGGAAACCUACCUGUAUGUAGCUACAACAGUCCCCCAACAAUAUGCAUUGCUCACAACAACAACACAAAUAAUACAACCCCCUCGCUCUCUGGCUGUCAACACCUUGUUGCUAUGGCAACGAGAACGCUGAAGAUACUUUCAAGUAUUUAUGAAGAGAAGAUACAUAUUUAAGGUUCUGUUCAUUGCAGGUCUCUCUUUUUACUUUGGGGUAGUAGUAUUUGUUUUCAGAAGCAGGACAGACAGACUUUUACACUAUGUCUAAAAAAAAUUGAAAAGUGUAAAAACUUUGGAGGCAGGGGAGAAGGAAAAGUUAAUUGAAAGGAAGUUAAAAUACAACAGGAACUACUGACAAAUGAGGAUAUAAUUGAAGACAGCUGUCUUUGGAUAUACUAAUGUUUUUUUUUUUUGUUUUUUUUUUUCAUUAAUAUAUAGCGUUCUAGCCAGUUUUACAUGCUGUAGGUGAUGCUGUCCGUCCAUGCUGGUUGAAUGUGUAUGCUUCAAACACACCUGUCUGGUACUUUUUGGUUUAUUUAGUUUUUAUUUGUGUUUUUGGUUGUUUUAAAUGAAGGUUUUUGCCUAUAAUUAGUUUGCUUAUUUUUAUGUCUCCGCUUUAACUUUUGGAAACACAUAGUAUAUCUUGGUUUGUUCAAAGAAAAGUAGCCGGCUUACUAAUAUUAUCGUGACAGAUUCCCUGGGGGAGAAAUAAUAGAGAAAGAAAACUUUUUUUCAAUAAUGGGCUACGUGGCUUAUGUAUAAGCCUUAUUGAAAGUGACAUCAUGUACAUGGAGAUGUUUCCCGUCCUCUGAAACUACGCUGGCAGGGGACUAAGACUGAACCGUUAUUAGAUGUUUUUUUCUCAUUUAUAUAUGUUUUUAUUAUUGUUUUUGAAUUGUUUGACUCUUGUAAGGUGAACAAAUAUGGACAGAAAUGAGAGACAUUUUUCUAUAUGGACUGGAGCACUCUGUCUCAUGAAGUGCUCCUGCAUUUGCCACUGCUAACCAAAAGAACUUAUGGCUACAUACACUCCAGUCUUAUGACAUUAGAAAACUUCUCUUGGCCUGACUACAGUGCCUUACAUCUGCAUGUAUGUGCUAUUCUAUUCUUUUCACUGUGCCUUUCAUAACAAAGCUAAGUCUGUGUGGUUGGCACUAAGAGGAAAAGACUUCCAUCUGUGCAAAGCACCAGAGUCUUUUCCAUUCAUAUUUUUAAUGAAACAAAUUUGUGGUAUUACUGUAUUUUGGUGAGACAAGUAGGUUUCAAUCUCUGCAGUCGGAUGUGACAAGGCUACCUCUCUCCUGUAGUCUCCUCUCUGGAAGAUCCUGCAGUAACACUCCGUAUUUUUUCUCCUCUUUAUUUCUUGUCCUCCAAACUGUGCUUGACCGAGGUGCACUUAAACGUAUUUAUGAAAGGCAAGAGAUUGCCACUUUCAGAUGAAGAGAUAUUAAAUACUGAGCAUGAAUUCAUGUGUGAACAGGGCUAGUUGGCGUUUCUCACUGUCUGUGUCGCAGAUAAAGCAGGAAACAGAAAAUAACCCCUAUGAAUGUUUAGAAGGCACUUUUAAAACUCUGCAGUGUGUUGAAAACAAGUGUAAAACUGAACUGGGAAUAACUGGAGCAAUACCUCAUGCUGAAAUAUACAAGUAGCUAUGCAUGUAUUGUAUGUACUACAACACACAAACACAACAGAUGCAAGAAGUCACUGAUCAUGAAGUCACACUCCACAACAUCCACCUUUAUAUUUAUAUAAACAUACAAAACAUUUGUAUGCUGGCUUGUAUUUGUAAACCAGUAGUAAACAACUAGUAGUUUUAAAUGUUGCAAUCCCAAUUUUUUUUCAUUCACUGUGUUUGAGGGGAUUAUAGUUGCAAAUUUUCCAUCAACUCCUCAGUUUGUCAGUUUGACUCUGGUGAUGCCCUGGAUUUUGAGGUUGUGAAAAGGGUCACAGAAAGUUAAAUGAAAAGUCUGAUCACCCACAGCAAACAUUUUGUCUCUUCUCUCCCCUCUGAAACUGGAUUUCACUUAGAAAGCAAACUGCUGUUAACUGCUCAUAUUAUUUUCUUGUAUGAUGACAAAAAGUCAGGAUAUAUUUAAUAUAUUCAAUACGUGUGUUGUGUAUGAAGUGAGAAGAAAAGGUAUAAUAUAUUCAAAAACAUAUUUCUUUUCUUUAUUUACACCUUGUUUAGGGAUAAAAAGUCAGAGUAACAAAAGUAGAAAAAAAUAACUUUUUUUUUUUGCCAAAGUGUCCAAUAGUUUUUAAACAUUCAAGGUUAAUGUGUUUUUGUUAUGUGUAAUAUUGCAUUUGCUAUUUUGAACCAGAUUUGAUGUUAUGAGUGGGAACACAAAGGACUUCUUUUUCUGCUUCAUAUUAUCAACCAAGGCUAAAACUGGCCCACUGAAGCAUGACGACCCAGUGGCACUUUGAGCUGUUGGUGUUGCAACUCUGCUUGUCAGUUUUGGCUAAGCUAUCAAAGGUCUAAUCAUGGUUUAGCAGUCGUGAGUUAGACAGCAGACAAUUGUGUCCUUAUUGUUCUGCCUCCCACUCAAAACACCUGCUUUACUCUCUAUUGCCUGCAUUUCACCCACACUACAGCAGUAGGUGUGGGUGUUUAAUGCCUUGUUUAAUGUAGGUGUUACCAUUUAAACUCUUCUUAGUGUGUGCCUUAUUGCCAAGAUGUGCCCUUUGCCAUUCCUUUGUAGAUCUAUGCAGACUAUUUUCUAUCUGAAGGUUUGUUUAAAAAAAAAAAAGCUUGUUCGGCAUUGUCAUAUUUAUAGUGAUAAAGUAGAUUAAUAAAA
Toxotes jaculatrix (banded archerfish) is the source of this 5504-nucleotide messenger RNA. It is a transcript of the gene rbm47, whose product is annotated as RNA binding motif protein 47. The record is from RefSeq and is a predicted model, not a curated record. Gene Ontology annotation, molecular function: mRNA binding. Lineage: Eukaryota; Metazoa; Chordata; Actinopteri; Toxotidae. Bases 578 to 2443 code for a protein of 621 amino acids. Gene Ontology annotation, cellular component: nucleus. The transcript has 8 exons.